AAGGCUGCAGCAAAGGAGCAUUUCUUGACGUCAGGUAGGUCCGGGUAGGCUGUCUCCUGGCGAGUUCCUAGAUCCCAAGGAUCAAGUCCUUGUUCCGUGUCUAGAACUACGAAGGUACGAACAGCUAUGUAGCUUGGUCUAAAGGGACGAGGCGGCUGCAUGAAGGCAUUCACUAAUGCUGUCACUUUGGAGGAGUCAUCCGCCUUGGAGAAUGAGUCGCAUUGCAAUUUCUGGGGCGAGCAGAAGAACAUUCUCAGGGGAAGGGAGGUUGAUUUUAGGCUGGCAAGCAAGUCCCGGUAUUUCCAGGCUGCUAGCUGUAUUUCCACCUGAAAUUCCACUUCUCAUCCCGACAGACCAAAAACAAAAACUGCGGACGAGGCCGUCGAUCUGGGGUAUACAAGAGCGACAACAACUUCACAGUCACAGGAAUAUCAAUCCCAGACUAGCUAGUCCCAGGCUCCCAGGGCUUUCCUUUCAUUUCGCCUUACCUAUGUUCAGCGUCACUCCCAUCUCGACAAAAAUAAACAAACUUCAAACAAGGCUUUCCAAAUCCCCAGGACGAUCAAAAAUCAAUUCGGUCGGUCUCAAAAACGGACAAACAACUCCCCAGGGCGGACGAAAACGGCCACCCAACAAGCAAGGACCCCGAAACCGAAAAUGCUGCCCAACUCGCCUCGCGACCAAGUUCGGCCUCUGAUACGCCGCCUUGGAAUUCUGAUUGGCGGGAUAGUGAAACGAAAGGAAAAGGCAGUCGCCAACACCAACAUUGGCAAUAGUUUCACGCAGUUGAGCGGGCAUUUUGUGUUGGAUUUGAUGUUCUAUGGCCGAGUGACCUGGAUAGUGGAUCGCGACCCGACCCGGCGGGAU
Molecule: messenger RNA, 867 nt
Organism: Mollisia scopiformis
Lineage: Eukaryota; Fungi; Ascomycota; Leotiomycetes; Helotiales; Mollisiaceae
Exons: 1
Coding region: 176-697 (173 amino acids)
Source: RefSeq, a predicted model, not a curated record